Phaeodactylum tricornutum CCAP 1055/1 is the source of this 342-nucleotide messenger RNA. RefSeq lists its product with no specific name. Gene Ontology annotation, molecular function: peptidyl-prolyl cis-trans isomerase activity. The transcript has a single exon. NCBI's taxonomy places the organism in Eukaryota, Bacillariophyta, Bacillariophyceae, Surirellales, Neidiaceae. The record is from RefSeq and is a predicted model, not a curated record. The annotation marks the transcript as partial.
AUGACGCAAGGCGGUAUCAAAUAUGCCAUCCUCAAACCCAGUAAGGAAAAGGGAGUUCCACUCAAGGGAGACAUUGUGGCUAUUGAAUACACAGGCUAUUUGAUCGAUGGGACUAUCUUUGAUGCCUCUCAUGCUGAGGGCAAGAAAAAUGCACUCAUGUUUGAGGUGGGAGGAAACGCUGUCGUCGAUGGAAUUAACGAAAUGGUCAUGAAUAUGGGAGUUGGAGAGAAAGUCCAGGCUAUUAUUCCGGCGGACAAGGCUUUCGGAGACAAGGGACUCUGUCUCGAGAACGGUGAAUGCCUCAUUAAACCUAAGUCGACGCUUGUUUACGACGUCUUCUUA